Molecule: messenger RNA, 4378 nt
Organism: Brienomyrus brachyistius
Lineage: Eukaryota; Metazoa; Chordata; Actinopteri; Osteoglossiformes; Mormyridae
Gene: vwa7
Product: von Willebrand factor A domain containing 7
Exons: 19
Coding region: 425-3361 (978 amino acids)
Source: RefSeq, a predicted model, not a curated record
CACGGAGUGGAACAUGAGCUGACCGCGACAGAGCGUGAGCGGCCUGGAAACAGUUGGAGCAGGUCGGAGAUGUCAGCACAGCCACUGAAAUUAGCCUGCGGACAGAGAGGAACCGAGGUCAUACACAACAACAGACAGCAAAAACAGAAGCCAAGUACCUGGCUACAGAGCAGCUUCAGUGCACGUUUGCAGGAGCCCUUGUGGGCGGGACAUCAUCAGUCUCGUGGCCAUAGCAGAGGUGAGACACCAAGGAGAUCACAGGCAAGGCGAUGAGCGAAGAGUCUGUCAACAGACACACGCACACAGUGUCUGCCGGCGAUCACACGACUACAGGUUGCUGGCAUCACAGCAGUGCGACCCUAACUCAGUCCUCCCUUCACCCUCAUCCCGAGACGCGAGUGGACCAGUGGGCUCUGCGCUGGCCAUGCCCCACCCAAGGCUGUGUGUGUUCAGCUGCCUGCUGCUGCUUCUGCCCGGCCACCAGGCCUUCCUGCCCAACUUCUGGUCCCAGAUCUUGACGAUGUCUUGGAGUUCACACACACACCAAUACAUGACGGAGCAGGCCCUGCUCAACGUCACACUGGCAACACUGGGUGCCAUGGACAGAGACAUUGCAGGGAAGGGAUCCUGCAGGGACAGCGGCAGACUCACAGCAUCCCCUCCACUUCAGGACAGGUUGGGCCGGGAGUUCUGGCAUGCAGUUGGGGAGGUUGUGAGAGCCAACGCUGCCAUGGACUUCCUGAGUGCCACGCGGUCAGACCCGGUGUACCACUUCGACUCCGAGCAUGUGGAGGAGGCUGCUGCCAUGCUUCGGGAAUUUUGGGUCCAGACCCUGUUCUCUGUCCAGGCCAAGAAGUACCAAGGAGCCCGGCAGAGUCUGGGACAGCUGCUCCACUCCCUACAGGAUUUCUACAGCCACAGUAACUGGGUGGAGAUGGGACAGCGCUCCUUGUACCUUCAUUUGCUGCACCCAGAGGAGCCUUCAAUACCAGUGGCCUCAGAGGACACUCCAACCUGCACUGACUGUUACACAAGCAGCUGCAGGAACAACAUCCUGAGCCAACUCACGGAGGGACAGCACACCCCUCUGCUCACCACGGGGUACUUCAGCACUCAGCCCAAGAAACCACCAGGUAAGUGCAGCCAUGGUGGGAUCCUGGACAGCAGCCGGCACCACGGGGCCCAGGGCGGCAUCAACAAGGACAGCACCUCCCCCUUUUUCUCCCCGCACCACUAUCUCCACGAAGAGGCUGCCCAGCUUGCCACUGCGGCGACCAGGGCCGUGCUGCUGGACCUGCGGGAAGCUGUGGGAGCCUCCAGCUUCCUUAGGCUGUUCAGCGUGGGCCAGCAGCCGGCCCUCGUGUUCGUCAUGGACACCACAGGCAGCAUGUUCGAGGAGAUCACAGCCGCCCGCCUCCGCGCCCUGUCCAUCAUCCGGGCUCGUGCCAAAGACCAGCAGCAGCCAAGCACCUUCAUCCUGGUGCCCUUCCAUGACCCAGGGGUAGGUCCUGUAUACGAGACGGACAAUCCAGAGCAGUUUAUGAGGCAUAUGGAAAGCCUGCUGGCCCUGGGGGGCGGAGAUGAACCGGAGAUGUGCUUCUCGGCAGUGCUGUUGGCCCUGACUCACAGCCCCCCCCUGUCAGAAGUGUUUGUCUUCACCGAUGCCUCCCCCAAAGAUGCUCACCUGUAUGAUGCGGUGGAGGCCCUGAUGCGGGAGAAGCAGUGCAAGGUCAGCUUCCUGUUAACGGAGGACCUGAGUUCCGUGGGGUGGAGAAGAGAGAUAAGAAGAGUGAGGCAGGCCUUGUCCCCAGAGCGGUUCUCCCUCUACUACAAAUUGUCCUCCGUGUCAGGGGGGUUGACCAUCGCUACCACCAACAGUGACAUCCAAAAGGUGUCUGCCAUUGUGCAGGACAACAUCUCUGCCGGCAAGGUCACCCUGCUGCAUGUGGACAGUGAUUCUGUCUCCACCUCCUCCCACUCGUUUCACGUGGACCGUGCGGUGAAGUCGGUGAUGGUGCACCUAGCCGGUGUGCUGAAGAGCUCCAUCCUCACCAGCCCUACAGGUCGAACCCAGUCCCUGCUGGAGCAGCGGCGGCCCCUGGCUCACCUGGAGAUGUCUCAUGGCCUGUAUAGGAUCAGCCUACUGCCCCCCAUUGAGCAGGGCACCUGGAGGCUCCAUGCAGAGUCAGACGGCCACAUUACCAUCCAAGCCAUAGGUGACAGCAGUGUAGACUUCCUGUACUAUUUCGCUGUGCUGGCUAAUGGCACCCACCCGGGUUUGGCCAGGGUGCAGGGCACCCCUGUGGCAGGUGUGCCUACCUUUCUGGUACUUUCCAUAAUAGGCCUGUCCCCAGAUGACAAGGCUUCUAUCAGCCAUGUAACUUUGGUGGGCAGCAGAGGAGAAAGCCUUCUGGUGGUGCCACUCAACUCUUCCUCGUCAUCCUCUUCCUCUAGCGAGGAGCUGGUGGGGAGGAUAGAUUCGAUGCCCAGGGAGCCCUUCAGCCUGAGGCUGUCUGGAAGAGAUGGGAGGGGGAACAGGCUGGAGAGAGUCUCCACUGAGAUGAUCCAGCCCACGCAUGUGCAGAUACAGGUUCUUUCCAUACCCCUCCUGAUUCCUGGUGAAACUGCCAUGGUGCGUUUUGACUUGUGGAACCACGGCCCUGCCCGGCAAUUCACGCUAACCGCCGAAGACGACCACGGGUUCCUCUUACAGAAAGGUCCUCACAGGCUCUCUGCUGGUGAGGGAGGUCGGGUGAGAGGGGAGGUGCUGCUGAAAACCCCGAACGCCUCCGAAGCCGGGGAAGGGGUGACGCUCACUCUGAGUGCCCGUGCGCUGGACACCGCAGACUCCAACUAUGCUGUGGUGCGGCUGAGCGUCGUCGUGCAGGACCACGAUGCCACCCCCCCGACUUGUUUGGCAAUACACGUGGAGGCUUCCUGCACUGCAGACUGCAGCCGUGGCAGAUGGACCUCUUCUCUAAGGGUGGUGGACAGGGGGAGGGCCGGCCUGGCUGCUCUGCAGGUCUCUGAGGGCCGGGGCAACCUCUCUAUUUUCCAGGAAGGAGGUCAGUCUGAAGGAGGAGACAACAAUGACCUCGUGGAGCCGCGAGUGGGACAUGGUCAGACCAAGCUUGACGUGCCUGCCGGGCUCCGGGGGCGGGCUCUGAAAGUGAGCUACACCUCCAGCUGCUGCUUCCCCCAAGCCGAGCUGCUGGUAUGGGAUAGAGCAGAAAACAUGAAGCGCUGCCAUCUGUCGGCCAGCCAGCAGGGGGCGAUAAUGGAAAGCACUAGUGCUGUUUGGAGGACUGAAAUCACACUGUUUGUCAUGCUGCUGAGUAUCCUGUGGCCAAUACUGAUGUAGAAUCAAAUCAAACUUGAUUCUUUCCCAAAAUAGCAUAUUACCAAGUGUGGGUUGUGCUUGUUGAAGUCUGUUUUCCAGCUCUGUUCUGGCCCAUUUCUAAUGGACACAUUUGGCUUUGGACUGUGUUGAACCUGGCCACAUAUUCAGAAGUGAGGAAAUUCAUCAUUCAACUUUGUUUGAUUACAUGGUUUACUGAGAGAAGAUUUUAAAAGUAUUGUAGGUCAUUUUGUAAUGGCUGCAAAACUUUACACAGGUCUGCACAUCUCUGAUCAUGUCCUUUGUCUUUGCUUUUUAAGUCCGUUAUCAGUAGCCUGGGAAAACAAGGUCAGACUAUAGCCGCUUAAAUAAAGCAAAUAUUCAAAACAUUCAUAAGCAGGAAUCUUGCAGAGCUGCUUCUCCGAAAUGUUUUUAAAUGCCACAAAUCCUCGUUUGUCUGGUGCUGGAGACAGUGUCAGUCUGCCUCACUGCCCGCCCCGUCUCCGGUCAUGUGCUGCCGAAAAAGCCAGCGGCUCCUCCUCAAACAGACCCCAAGGAGAAGAAAUACAGCUGUCAGCAGGACUAAAGCUUGGAGCCAGCAGCACUACAAAGCAGAAGGUAGAAAGUACAAACAUAAAACACCAUGUAACAAACAUAACAAACACAAUGUAACAAACAUAACAAAUACCAUGUAACAAACACCAUGUAACAAACAUAACAAACACAAUGUAACUAACAUAAUGUAACAAACAUAAACAACACGACAAACCCAAUGUAACAAAUGUGACAUAAGAAACUUAAUGUAAUAAAGACAACGUAACAUGUGACAAACAUAACAUAACAAACACAACAAAUAUAAUAUAACACUGAAUUGAGUAGUGAGCAGUGCAAGGAAUAUUGAUUUGGGCCCUGAAAUGAGAGCAGAAAGUACACUCAUAGGGGAAGAAGGAAACCAGAGUACCUGGAGGAAACCCCACGAUGACAUGGGGAGAACAUGCAAACUCCACACACAUGUGACCCAGGCAGAGUGCACCACCAUGC